GGAAAUCUCGCUUCGACUACGCUACGAUGAAGGCUGAACCAAACCCGUUGUACAAAUGGAGUAAUUGUAGUCUUUACGUGAGUAAUUUGGAAAAAAUGGACCUACAUACAACAUUUUCCCAGCUCAAAAUCAAAUAAGACACGACAAUGACUCCACUCGAACUGCUAGUCGUGGCGGAAGUACGGAAAUCGUAAAGCAACUCGUAAAUGAAACCCGGAAGCUGUUACCGCUUCUUACGUUUACACACAGAGGAGUGUUUGUGCGUGUACGCCGUGGAAGCCACUCUUGUUUUCCUGCUGUGCUGCUCACCGUAAUACCACCUUGACGCCCAGGCAGUAUGAGCAGAGAGCUCAACGUGCCCACGGGCUCGCCGGCCCCGGGUAUGUCAGAGCGGGCUCCGGAUGGCGGCAGCGGCGGCAGCGGCAUGGACUACCGGGACUGGGUGCGGCGCAGCUACCUGGAGCUGGUUAGCUCCAACCACCAUUCGGUGCAGGCCCUCUCCUGGAGGAAGCUCUACCUGAGCAGGGCCAAGCUCAAGGCCUCCAGCAGGACCUCUGCGCUGCUUUCUGGCUUCGCAAUGGUGGCCAUGGUGGAAGUGCAGCUGGAGAUGCAGUACAGUUACCCGCGCGUGCUGCUGGUGGCGUUCAGCGUGUGCACCACGGUGCUCGUGGCCGUGCACCUGUUCGCGCUGCUCAUCAGCACGUGCAUCCUGCCCAACGUGGAGGCGGUCAGCAACAUCCACAACCUCAACUCGGUCAGCGAGUCGCCGCACGAGCGCAUGCACUACUACAUCGAGCUGGCGUGGGGCUUCUCCACCGCGCUGGGCAUUCUGCUCUUCUUGGCCGAGGUGGUGCUACUCUGCUGGAUCAAGUUCCUGCCCGUGGACUCGGGAGGUGCCGCCGCGACGACAACGGCGCCCGUUGCGCAAGACAGCGGCUGGCUGGCGGCGCUGGCGUCCACCAUCAUCAUGGUGCCCGUGGGGGUCAUUUUCGUGGUGUUCACCGUCCACUUCUACCGCUCGCUGGUGCGCCACAAGACGGAGCGCCACCACCAGGAGAUCGAGGAGCUACACAAGAUCAAGGUGCAGCUGGACGGCCACGAGAGGGCGCUGCAGGUUGUGUGACGGACCAUUUAUAAACAUCGCUCACCAGCUUCCCUCAAGGUCACUGUUAUUUAUUCAAAAACGUCAAAUUACUGUAUGCUUCUGUGCGCUUUUGUUUUUCUCUCCAAAGUGUCCAUUUUGUGCUUUAGGCCAUUUGUGCAUUUAUUCAGUAUCCUUGAUAUCCAUGUAGGAUGUCGGGGGUGGGGGAUAUGAAAUUGACCAGAUUUAGACACAGGGAUUGAUAUCAAAUAAAUGCUCACGUGGCAUUCCUUCUUCAGGUCCAUGUACUAGUAUACAGUACUCAAAAAUCACAGCAGGAGAAAUAACGUGUACAUUUCUGCUCCACCCACAGAAAGUUUCCAAUGUGGAAAAUUCACAGAAUUCUGCAACCCUUCUCCGUCACUACGAGUUCUUCAAACCAAUUUACUGUACGAUUUUGGUGUUUUAAGAAUUCAUUUUUGCACUUUCAAUAUUUGGAAAGCAGCUUGAGUUCCAGUUCUGACUUUGGUCUCUGUCCUCACCUGUAAGACAAUUCAGCGCACGUUUGUCUCAACCAGUACAUGGACCUUCACCGCAUCAUCAAAUGAAUGAAUGUUUAGACAUCUUCUUUGUCUGCGCAGCGAGUCAUGUUGAAUGUUUUUACAGAAAAGGGCUAUGGCGUUCUUUGUGCCAUGUUGUUGUUGUGACUACGAUGCAGCUCGUCCGCUCAGCCUUCUGUUGCCGUCCAAUGAAAAACACGAAUGUCCAUUUGGUGAUUUUCACUCAUGUGUGGUGUUCAUCCUUUUGUCAGUGAGCCUGUAUGAUGUCAAGGCGGAACUGUCAUAAAUGGUCCCAACUUGAUACAGAUGUGACUAGCACGUGUUUGAAAAUGUCUUCUCGUACCUGUUCCUC
Molecule: messenger RNA, 1993 nt
Organism: Hippocampus comes (tiger tail seahorse)
Lineage: Eukaryota; Metazoa; Chordata; Actinopteri; Syngnathiformes; Syngnathidae
Gene: orai2
Product: ORAI calcium release-activated calcium modulator 2
Exons: 3
Coding region: 338-1123 (261 amino acids)
Biological process (GO): store-operated calcium entry
Cellular component (GO): membrane
Molecular function (GO): store-operated calcium channel activity
Source: RefSeq, a predicted model, not a curated record